UGUAGAUUAAGUACAUGUUUAAAUACGUUUUGGAUAGAAGCAUUUAUGGAAGCAUUUGAGUUUUCUUAUGUUUUAGUAAAUUCUCUAAAAAUAUUUGUGUGUGUGUGUGUGUGUCUCUAACAUCUUCUCAAAAUAAUAACAAUAGUCUGUCAUGUUUUAAUAAGGAUAAAUAAUUAUCAAGUGAAUAGAAGAACUAUUAUACGAGAGUCAUGUUUUUAUUGCAUAUAACAUAUAUUUUGUUCUCAGAGUGCAAAAGGUGUUUUUAAAGAUUUGCCAAGGUUGUCGGCAUCUGAACUCCGACAGUUCUACUCAGUAGGGUCAGCACAUAAGGAAUGGACGAUAAGAAGAGGCAACGAACAUUGAGUGGUGAGGAAUCUGGGUACGAAACUAGUCAGCCACCCGAUACAAGGGACAAGCUCACGCAACAGAUGCAUAAUCAAACUGAAAAAGCAACGGAGAAUCAAACGCCGAAGAACAUUACAAACUAUGGCGGUCCUAGAAAACAAGCGGAUAGUCAAGUACUUAUCACGGGAAACUCAAUCGUACAAGGACAUCUCAUACCAACAAAGCCAACGGUAGAUGAACAAGAUAUACCAAAAGAGGCAACAAUAUUAGGGCAAGAUAUACCACCAAGCCUACGAUACUCGUACAAGAUAUACCGAAAAAAUCAACGGGUCAGAAACAAGUUAUACCGACAAAAUCAACAUCACUGGGACAAGAUAUAAAGGCAAAGUCAACGGUACAGGAACGGCUUUUAACGGCAAAGGCAACGGUACUGGGACAAGAUAUACCAACAAAGUAUACGAUACAGGAAAAUUCAACGGUACUCGGAAAAUCUAUGCCGGAAAAAUCAACGGCAUCGGAACAAAAAACAACAUCAAAUCCAACGGUACAGGAACAAGUUAUUCAGACAAAGUCUACGGUACUGGAACAAGAUAGACCAACAAAACCAACGGUACAGGACAAAGAUAUACCGACCAAGUCUACGGUACUGGGGCAAGAUAAACCGUCAAUGUCAACGGUGCAGGAACCAAAUAUACCACCAAAGUCAAAGACAGUGGAAAAAAGACACUAUCAGAGCCAACGGUACAGAAACAAGAUAUACUGACGCAGUCAACAACACAAGGGCAAGAUAUACAACCAAAGCAAACCGUACUCGUAGAAGAUAUAUUGAAAAUGUCAACGGGUCAGGAUCAAGUUACACCUGCAAAGUCAACACCACUGGGACAAGAUAUUACGGCAAAGUCAACGGUACUGAGACAAGAUAUACUGGAAGAGUCAACGGUAAUGGGAAAAUAUAUACCGGAAAAGUCAACGCUUCAGGAACAAAGUAUGCCGCAAAAAGCGAUGGCACUGAAACAAAGAAUAACCUUAAAGUCAGCGGUACAUGAUCAAGUUAUUUCGAAAACAUAUUCGGCACUAGAACAAUAUAGACCACCAAAGCCAACGGUACAUGAACAAGAUAUACCGAAAAAAUCUACGAUAAAGGAAAAAUAUAUACCGGAAAAAUCAACGGUACUGGGUAAAUAUAUACCGGAAAAAUCAACUUUUAAGGAACAAAAUAUGCGGCAAAAGUCAGCGGCACCGGAACAAGAAACACCGUCAAAACUAACGGUACAGGAACAACUUAUUCCGACAAAGUCUACGGUACUGGAACAAGAUAGACCACCAAAGCCAAUGGUACAGGAAAAAUAUACACCGACAAAGGCUACGGUACUGGGCCAAGAUAAACCGACAUUAUCAACGGUACAGGCACCAGAUAUGCCACUUAUGUCAACGGGAAUUGAGCAAAAAACACAAUCAAAGCAAACUGUACAGGAACAAGAUAUACUGACGCAGUCAACAGCACAAGGGCAAGAUAUACAAUCAAAGCAAACCGUACUCGUACAAGAUGUACCAAAAAUGUCAACGGGUCAAGAUCAAGUUACACCUGCAAAGUCAACAACACUGGGGCAAGAUAUAACGGCAAAGUCAUCGGUACUGGGACAAGAUUUACCGGUAAAGUCUUCGGUACUGGGAACACAUAUACCGGACAAGUCAACGGUACUGGGACAUGAUAUACCAACAAAGUCUAUGAUACAGAAAAAAUAUAUACCGGAAAAAUCAAAGGUACUGGGAAAAUAUAUACCGGAAAAAUCAACGUUCCACGAACAAAAUAUACGGCAAAAGUCAAUGGCACCGGAACAAAAAACAACAUCAAAGCCAACGGUACAGGAACAAGUUAUUCCGACAAAGUCUAUGGUACUGGAACAAGAUAGACCUACAAAGCCAACGGUACAGGAAAAGGAUAUACCUACAAAGUCUAAGGUACUGGGCCAAGAUAAAUCGACAUUGUCAACGGUACCGGAACCAGAUAUGUCAUCAAAGCCAACAGCACUGGAACAAAAAACACAAUCAAAGCCAAUGGUACAGGAACAAGAUAUAGCGACACAGUCAACAGCACACGGGCAAGAUAUACCACCAAAGCAAACCGUACUCGUACAAGAUAUACCGAAAAAGUCAACGGGUCAGGAUCAAGUUACACCCACAAAGUCAACACUACUGGGACAAGAUAUCACGGCAAAGUCAACGGUACUGGGACAAGAUUUACCGGAAAAGUCAACGGUAAUGGGAAAAUAUAUACUGGAAAAGUCAACGCUUCAGGAACAAAUUAUGCCACCAAAAGCGAUGGCACUGAAACAAAAAAUAACCUUAAAGUCAGCGGUACAUGAUCAAGUUAUUUCGAAAACGUAUUCGGUACUAGAACAAGAUAGACCACCAAAGCCAACGGUACAUGAACAAGAUAUACCGAAAAAGUCUCCGAUACUGGGACGAGAUAAUCCGACAAAGUCAACGGUACUGGGACAAUUUAUAUCUACCAAGUCAACGGCAAUGGAACCAGAUGUAACGUCAAAUUCGACGAUACUGGGACAAGAUUAUAUACCUGCAAAGUCAACUGUACUGGGGCAAGAUAUUUCGAAAACGUCAACGAUCCUUGGACAAGACAAACAGGAAAGGUCAAUUGUAUGUGGACAAGAUAUACCGGAAAAGUCAAUUUUACUGGGUCAAGAUAAACCAGCAAAGUCAACUGAACAGAAACAAGAUGCAAAUUUAUAUCGAACACGUCAACGAUCCUGGAAAAAGAUUAACCAUAGUCAAUUGUACUGGGGAAAGAUAUACCGGCUAAGAAAACGGGACCAGAACAAGAGACUAAACGCUAUAAAAAACAAAGACUUCGGUUAUCUGACAAGAAUGCUACAAGAACAAGGUAUAGAGUCAAGGCCCACGGUACGGGGACAAAGGCCAAAGCCUGUGAAUAUUUCGAGCUCUGGCAGUUUCGGCCACCAAGCUGAAAGUCAAGGAUCUAUUACACCGCCACAGUUUACGGCACAGGAACCAAUUCCAAACGCAAAUGCACUGGAUGAGCAUACGACGGAAAUUGAUGGUUCAGCAACACAAAGCACCUACGAAAAACAACAAGAGUUCUUCUGUAAAUCAGUAGAAACCAUGACUGAACUAUGUCGUUGCAAUGGAGAGCGUUUCAUGGCGCAAAUUGAAGAUGUAAAGCGAAUGAUGAAAGAAAAUGACAACACACCCCAUGAGCAGGAAAUAAAAGAGUUCAUUUGUCAGGCAGUGGGGACCAUGAAUGAAAUGUGUCGUACCAAUGAAGAAAAAUACAUAACACAAAUUGAAGAUGUAAAGCAAAUGAUGAAAGAAAAUGGCAACAAACAGAAUGAGUCAAACAUUAAAUUUCAACGAGAUAAAGACAAAAGGCACAUUCUUAGCCAACUAAAUGGAGUUUUACAAAAAAGAAUAAGAAAUCUUCAAACAAUGAAAGAUGAUUUUCUGAUAACAUUCGGACAGCUUGGAACGCAAAGCGACCGAGAAAGUCUUAAACGACUGUUGGAGAUAGACGAACAGUUACAAAGACGACAAGACGGGCUGGAAGAAACUUUGUCUGUAGAAUGGUCUACGAAGGAAACAAUGGCGGACCAAGUGUCAGUAACAACGGACCGAGGCUCGUGCGGAAAAAAAUCUUUGUCGUUUGGACAGGCUGUCAAAGCAAAAAUACUCGAACUUAAUAAGAAGAUAGAGGAUCGUGCAUGUGUAAGCGAACAAUGUCUCGUCAAGGAACUUGAUGAAGUUCAGGAACAACUGCGUAAAAAGACAGAAGAGGCGGCUCAACUGAAAAGACAAAUAAGACAUUGCAAGCCGGAAGAGAAAAAACAUCUGCAGAAACGGCUUGAACAAAACCAAAAAGAAGUCAAAGCACUAAAGAAAAUUAAUAAAGUUCUGGAAAUAAAAAAUGAGAAUCUACAACAAGCGAUGGCUCUUAUGAAGGCGGGCUAUUCUCAACGAGGCAAAGAAAAUGAGCUCAGCAAUCUACUAAAACCAAUAGCAGAGAAAGACGUUGAAUUAGAGAUAAAGUGGGGCGGUUUAAAGGAGCAACUAAAGUACAUCGAAACAGAAUCGUGCCUUUUAGACCCAUGUUCGGAGCCGAGCAGUGUAGAGGACGACGCAGAAAGUGGAAAUAUGGACCCUGAACCAUUAAAGGAUGGACGAGCUAUCAAACAGUGGAUUGAUAACAUGGAAUCUUUUAUGAGAAUGAGAUUGAAGAACUCGGAGAGUGAAGUUGAAAUACUUCAGAAAUAUCGAGGCGACAUGAGGAAAAUGAUAUAUUUAUGGAGGUCAAUUAAAACCGACAAAACAAGGAUGAAUAAAGAGCUAGAAAUAUGUUUUCAAAACAUGUUGCAAAUGAUAGUUGGGAUUCAGAAGGACGAUUCCGAAUCUCGAGCAUAUGGCAGAGUAAACCGAGAUAGUCUUGAACAGAUAGUUGAGAAGUUCGUAGAAAUAUCAAGCAACGUUCAAGAAGAACUCUCUAUCCUAGAUCGAGAAUGUUCCCCAGCUCUUAACCGCUCAGAAACGAACAAAUCGGUAGAAGAAGCAAUAGGAAACAACGGCGAUGACUUGAAAAGCAUUGAGCGAGCUGUUCAAACGUGGUCUGAAGCUAUGUCAUUGAUGUUUGUAAGGAUGCUCUACUCAUCGGCUGGAGUUUUCACACAGGACUUUCGCACAUACCAGAAAUACCAGAACGCUGCAGCAAAUCUAAUGUUGAUACUGAACGGGCAUUUCCAGACGAUUGCUGGUUUGCCUACAGUCAUUGACAAUCAAUUGAAAACGCUUCACAUCUUCAAUAUUAUGCAGGACUCAUUCGCGAGACAAAUUCACGAAUUCAGCCAUAUUUUUCAGGAAAUAAUAUAUAAUUGGGGACUACCGAAAGGCCAGGGCUUACAUGUCAUUGAAACGGAACGGAAAAGGUGCGAAAACAGAUUGGCUGACUGCAAACACACAUUUGGAGGACGAUGGUGGUUACACAUACGGAACUUAAUAAACUCAACCUAUUAUACACAUGUUGCUGCGGAAAUCGCUUCCCGAAUGGCGAUUCUAGAUCAGUAUAACGUGCACGAGUUUAUAUGUUAAUACAUGCGACGCCUUAUUGCACAGAACACUAACCCGUGACUGGUGACCAAGAAGUAAGGUUAAAACGUCAGCAUCAGAGAAUAUAUCCUUGGUCAUUUGACGAAAUAUAUCUACGUACUUUUUUUACUUGAUACUCAACGGUAUAUUUAUGUUUUGUGCUAUUUUUAUUUUGGUGUUCGUUAGGUGCAUGAUGUUAUUGAUUAUAUGUUCCAUAGUGCACUAUCUAAUAUUAUAAACCUAAAUAUACCAUAAAAUUAGUAGUCGGCAUUCGUACCACGUGACCGUAUGUUUUCCGUAUUCCACGUGCGUAAGUCCAAUAAGUUCAUUACGAACGCCCCAAGCGAAACCUCAUUUUAAAACCGAUUAUUUAACUCGCAUCGUCUAUGUACUCGUUCACAUAUAUCACCUUAUUAUACACAUUGCUGUUAAAUAACCAAGUAUUAUUGUUUAAAUAAAAUUUAUUUUAUUGUUAGUUGAAAAUUGUAUACUCUUACGUGUAGUGACAAAUCACACACGAUAUAUUUUAUUCCUGUUUUAAAUAUUGUUCAGUAAUAAGCAAUACCACGUGUGGUGUUAAAUUCAUUAAUUAGCAUCUGGCAAAAAAACGUCCUCCAUUUCAUCAGUUAAAAUGUAUUUUUUACUUUCGCAAUAAUAUUCCCAUAAGGAAUAGAGAUGUUUAUAGUAGUAGUACAUGUAAUAUGUCAUUUAACAUAGUUUGGAAAUUUCAUGAAUCAUGAACUGUUUUAACCCAAUACAACUUUACAAUUGGAAACUGUACAAUAGAAAAGAAGCAGAAAUUCUUCCCUAUUGGAUUCGAGCUUGGCACCUUUUGUGCAACAUCCAUCGCGCUUCAUCUGAGCCUUUUUGGCUUUUCACUUAACCUGCGUACUUCAUUUACACUAGAUUACACAAAGGCUAUCGCGUGUAUGAAAACUAUACUAUUUACGAUUAUCGUAUUUAUUUCGUGUAAAUCCUACGCUACUUGAGAUAAUUUUGUUAGAAUACAACAGUUUGAAUCGAUAUGAUUUAAGUGUGUUUCAUUCAUAUGGAUGUUUUCUUGUUCGAUAUUGCUUAUAAUAUAUUUCUAAGAACUGACAUGUAGUUUCGUCGACGUUUAGUUUACUUUAAGACAAAGUCAUUAAACAUGUCCUGAAUAAUAAUUCUGUUCGAUGCAUAGGCUUGUUUACUUUAUAUACGAUUAUCUGUUUAAUGUGAAUAACAAGCUUGGUGCUUUUAUGUCAAUUUAAAGUUACAUAACUUUAUGUUUAUGUUUGAUUGCGGUUAUGUACUAUAUGACCAAUUUUAUUGAUGAUAUAUAUCAGGAUGAAACCAAAGUAUUUUAAGUAAUUUUCUUUGUCGCUUAUAUGGUUUUGUAUAAUAUUUGCUGUACUUGAAUUUAAGAUGCAAAAUUAUAGAAUCUUAAAAUAAUAUAUGGAAGAAUAUAUAAUAUAAAUAACACAGACGUAUGUGACAUGGAUAAAUUUAAAUAUUGUCAAAAGAAUUGUCGUUAAAAAUUGAAGUAAAAAUCAUCAGCGAUUAAAAUCAAUAAUUGUUAUGAUUGUACACAUGAGAUAUAUAUAUAAUGAUGCUAUAUUCCAAUAUUGUUUUACUUAACUGUUAACUAAAUAUCACGAAUACUGAAAAAAAUAUACAAAUAGCACUUAA
This is a messenger RNA of Dreissena polymorpha, 7125 nucleotides long. RefSeq lists its product as uncharacterized. Lineage: Eukaryota; Metazoa; Mollusca; Bivalvia; Myida; Dreissenidae. The transcript has 38 exons. The record is from RefSeq and is a predicted model, not a curated record. Bases 1177 to 5460 code for a protein of 1427 amino acids.